Sabethes cyaneus is the source of this 1521-nucleotide messenger RNA. It is a transcript of the gene meng, whose product is annotated as serine/threonine-protein kinase meng-po. Gene Ontology annotation, molecular function: ATP binding; protein serine/threonine kinase activity. The coding region runs from base 82 to 1521 and encodes 479 amino acids. Lineage: Eukaryota; Metazoa; Arthropoda; Insecta; Diptera; Culicidae. The record is from RefSeq and is a predicted model, not a curated record. Gene Ontology annotation, biological process: peptidyl-serine phosphorylation; peptidyl-threonine phosphorylation. The transcript has 2 exons.
GUGCUGUACUCAACAUCUGCAAAAAAGGAGGGCUUCCAGAGCGUGACAAACCAACAUCAACGGGAUAUAUUUUUGCUUUAGAUGAGAAAUAUACCGAGAAGCAUCGUGAUGAAGCUAUCCGAGAGCAAAUCCGACACAUCCAUCAUCACCAAUCUGUACAAAUCAAUCAAUCACAACUACCGAAGGUUAUCCAACACUAGCAGCGUGCUGCACCGUAUUCCGGAAAUGGAAAUUGGCUUCAUGAACAUCAGCGAUGAAUACGACAUCGAAAAAACCAUCGCAGAGGGUUGCUUUGCGAAGGUGCUCUUAGCUCACCACCGACCAACCGGGACCACAGUCGUACUCAAAGCAAUACACACGGAGCUGACGACGCUGAAGGAAUUCAUCAAAGAGUUCCACUACAACUACCAGCUCAGUCACCAUCCGAACAUUCUUAGCUGCUAUCAGGUUAAGUUUCAAACGAACGAGUACUAUGUCUAUGCUCAAGAGCACGCUCCCUUCGGGGAUCUGGCAGGUAACGUCGGUGCCAACGGUUUGCAGGAGACAAGCUGCAAAAAGAUUGCCGAACAACUCAGUUCUGCGCUGGGUUUUAUGCAUCUCAAAGGACUGGUUCACCGUGACCUGAAACUGGAGAACAUCCUGGUAUUCACACCGGAUUUCUCCCGAAUAAAGCUAUGCGAUUUCGGAACGACCACCCGCGAGGGCAUUCUAGUUAGUAAGAACAAUAAAACAUGGAUAUCAUUCCUACCACCAGAAGUAUUAGAGGUUGUGAAAAAUGAACGAUUCAUCUGCAAAUCGUCUGCCGACUCGUGGCAGUUCGGAAUUAUUAUGUACGUUUGUCUGAUAGGUUCGACACCAUGGAAAUCAGCAGAUUGGGUUCGCGACGGUAAAUACGCCGCUUUUAUGAAAUAUCAGAAACGCGAGACUACCAAAAUUCCGGAAAAUUUUCGGCGAUUUACUCCUCGUUUGUUGCGAGCAUUCCGUCGAAUAUUUGACCACAACGAGGAGGAUCGUGCUAAAGUGAGUGAUAUCAUGAAGUACAUGAAAAACAAGUGGCUAGAUAAUAAGAUAACCACAUCCAAAUCCACCUCUAACAUUGCAAGCAAUAUCCUACAACAACCGUCUUCCGAUCAAGAUUCGAUCAAAUACAUCAACCAUCGGGAAAGUCGUAACUCUUUCGACGGUCGCCUCCGAGCGCGGAGAAUGACAAGCGUCGGAGGCCUUACGCCAGAACCGACACCAACGUUCGGUGCCGAUCAGGAGUCGACACGAAAUAAGGUACUCGAAUGGUUGGAAACUAAUGACCUUAAUCGCCAUGACAGUAUGGACGACAUGAAAGAAUUUUCCUCCUGGAAUAAAAACGAGAUGAGGUCAAAGUCCUACCAGUACUCGAAACAUGAAUCAAUAGUCGGAUCGGCCUCCAUGAUGAACUCGUUGACAAUGGCGACGACAACGACGACGGUGACAACCGCGACAACGAGGGAAGCUGGCAGCAUACGCAGCCGGCACCGAUAUAAAUAG